Molecule: messenger RNA, 2025 nt
Organism: Sinocyclocheilus anshuiensis
Lineage: Eukaryota; Metazoa; Chordata; Actinopteri; Cypriniformes; Cyprinidae
Product: proline-rich protein 18-like
Exons: 1
Coding region: 117-881 (254 amino acids)
Source: RefSeq, a predicted model, not a curated record
GAAAUGCGGAGCGCGAUGGACUACUGCGUCUAAUACCCAAAGAUCCGAAUGGACGUAUUUCUCCCAUCAUUCACGCACAGAUUUCUUCAUUAUUUCGCGCACUGCUAGCGUUCAAAAUGCCUUUUCCACCGAUAAACCUGCACUCACGGAUAUCAUCGCCUAGAAAGGAGCUGUUCAGGAAAAAGAAGAGCAGGGACAAUGUCGCGCCUCCUCAACCCACGUUCAGUCAAAGGACAGGAGACGACAAGGAAUCGGAGAAAGAUAAAUUAUCCACAUCGUGGCCAUCGGCCAAUCUAAAGCAGCUGGGACGAAGCAAGCCGACCAGAGUCCCUCCAGAUCCCGAGACGGACAGCAAACAUUCGUGGUUGAGCGUCCCCAAACCCUUGGCUACCUCAUGCGAAAGCGUCCCGCGGUCCAGUUCUGGAGAGUCCAGCCAUAAAUACGCCUCCAGGAACUCUCUAGCAAAAGAAGGCGGCGAGCAAGAGAUCCACUUCUCCCUCAGCCUGACCCCCGAAGCCAUCCUGGUCAUCCAAAAGCGCAAUCUGGAAAAGCAGUUGAUGGCCAAGCAACAGAAGUGCUGCCCUUCCGCGGACUUGCGACACCGGCGGGUUUUCCCAUCCAAGAGAGCUCAGGGCAGCUCCAGUAAUAAGAGCUCCGGACCUGUUGCCAAACUAGACGGUUCCAAUGACAUUAGCACCAUUGUGAAGAUCUCCCUCCUCAACGACCAGUACAAAUAUGAUGAUGUGGAGUACGAGGAGGAGGAUGGAGACGUGGACGAGACCGUCAUGCGGAAAUGUAAAGAGUGGCUCAAAGGUGUGGAAAGUGCUGCUGCUUUUGGGAAAGAGGAUAAACUGUCAGCUCUGCCUCAUCUUAAAAGCUGAUAACCUGAACUAGGCCUACUUCAUUCCACAACGAAAGGUCCACUGUGAAGACUUCAGUUCAUGAGUUAUGUGUCAAACACAAAAGUCACCUAAUUUGCUUUUAGAAAUGAUGUUGUUUAAAGGGUCGUUCACACAGAACGCGUUCUUGCGUUGGACGGAGCGCAAUGUAAUAUAGAAUAUUGAGACGCCUUUGUAAAAGUUGAACUAUUUUCACCUGGACAAGUGCGCUUGGUGCAUGUGUAGAUAGAGCAACAAUUAGGUAAAAACAGCGCAAACGUCAAGAAAGAACGCGUCCUGUAUGCAUAUGUGGCUCUGGCACACAGGACGCGUUCUUGUGUUCGCAGACACCUGAAAAGCGCAACAGCGGACUGUUUUUAACUUGACUGUGCGACUUAAACUCUUGAUACAAGACGCUGAAAAAAAACUCAAUUGCGUCGCAAUGUUUACAUUGACCAACAGUUGGAACAUUGUAAGUUCUGUACAUUGGAACAGAACGCAGAGGUGUUCUAAAAAACUGAUUGUUUUCACCUUGAGGCGCCAUUUAAACCUGAUGGCGCAAUUCGCGAUGCACUGGCCAAAAACGUCCAUAUGACGCAGCGCACAUAAAGCAACAAUUAAUAAACAUGUCGGGCUGAACGCAAGAACGCGUCCUUUGCGUACACACACACAGCUGUCUUAAUGGACUGACUGGAAUGUUUUUUCUGCAUUGAGAGGUAUUGCUGAUCACUCAGAAUGUUUGCAGGUUACCUUUACGCAUUGACUGAGAAGCAGUAGUGGUUUUGCACAUUGCUAUUGUUUUCACUUUGCUGGGCUGAAUGACAGAUGUUUGUUUCAAUCUGUGGAAGUAAUACGGAGAAUUAACGGAGACGAGGAUGCGAAUGUCGACCGGUGAAAGGCAUCCAGAGGCCAUGAUCCUUCCUUUGUGCCAGAAAACAAUAGCCAUCAAGGGGACACUGUCUGAAAGCCUUAGAAUAGACACUUAAUAUCUGAGACUUGUUAAAAGUUUGUGUGUAAUAUGGACUCGGUGACUGUUUGAUCGACGAACCAGCCAUGUACAGUAUUUAUUCUGCAAUGUGGAGGUGUGUUUAUAUGCUGUGUGUUGUUCCAAGUCAUUUUUAAGGGUUCUGAUAAUAAAAUCGAAAAG